AUGCCUCUCUCAGUUGCAUUGCCAUUAGAAAGUACUUUGCUCAAGCUUAGUUGGAGAAACACCAAUAUGAUCCCUUUUCUAAUAUUGAUUAGUAUUAUCGACCUUAAAACAUAGGCCAAGGACUUCUCAUUAAAGUCAAUCUGGCAAAACAAGAACACAAGAAUUGGAAUAAUGCAGUUAUCUCUAUCUUUCAAUUUGGUUCAAAUUUUCUUCAUAUUAAGCGGUUAGUACACAAUCAUGUCACAUGCCUCAAUAUUUUCCAAUCUGGGAGGUGCAAUGCUAGUAAUUCAUAGAGUAAUCUUACGCUAGCCAACACAUAGAUGGGAGUACUCUGGAGUUAUCAUAGCUAUGGUCGGCUCAAUCAUUUCUGUUUUAGACAAAGAUGUUAAAAAGAUAGAUGAGUCACACCAAAACAUUCCAUUUGGUGAUAUCUGUGGAAUUAUAAGCUCUCUCUUUGCAGCUUAUUUUUUUCAGAAGAACUCUUAAGUUAUUUAGAAAGUGCCUUCUUCAAUAGUAGUUUGCUUAACAAUUAUCAUUUCUGAGAUUUUAUUAGUAAUUUUUGGGCUUAUAUUUGACACAUUUACUCUUGAUUUCAAUACUCACACAGGAGUUUUCGGGUUUAUAAGCAAGGAAUAUUUCCUUUACACAUUUUUUGCACUCGGAUUAUUUUGUGGAGCAAUGUCAAUUUACACUGCUACCCUCGUACUUAAGUAUUAUCCUGCUGUUGUUUUACUAAUUACUAGCCUAUUUGAGCCCCUUUUGUGUUAAGCCAUCUCUUGCUUGAUGAAUAUUGAUAAAGCUCCUGGUUUAAUGACUUAUCUAGGAGGCAUGUUGACCUUAAUCGGAAUUCUUGGGAGUGGCUUAUGGUGGUUAGCACCUUGA
This is a messenger RNA of Stylonychia lemnae, 882 nucleotides long. Lineage: Eukaryota; Ciliophora; Spirotrichea; Sporadotrichida; Oxytrichidae. The record is from the annotation of a GenBank genome assembly.